Messenger RNA from Olea europaea var. sylvestris, 2607 nucleotides. RefSeq names its product cyclin-T1-3. The transcript has 4 exons. Gene Ontology annotation, molecular function: cyclin-dependent protein serine/threonine kinase activator activity. Lineage: Eukaryota; Viridiplantae; Streptophyta; Magnoliopsida; Lamiales; Oleaceae. Gene Ontology annotation, cellular component: nucleus; cyclin/CDK positive transcription elongation factor complex. The annotation marks the transcript as partial. Gene Ontology annotation, biological process: positive regulation of DNA-templated transcription, elongation; regulation of transcription by RNA polymerase II. The record is from RefSeq and is a predicted model, not a curated record.
UUUUCUUUGGAAAAUAAGUGUAAUCAAACACACCAUUAAUGGAGUGAGAAUUGAAUUGAAUUGAGAGAACCGUGUCUUCAAACUCAAGGAAAACCUGCAUUAAAGGAUUAUCAAUUUUAUUUAUCAGAAGAUGGCAGCUUCUCAAAAGUGUGUAUUAACAACGUAAAUAUAGUGUAAUCCUAGCUGGCCAAAUUCACUGAUACACCUAACGAAAAAGCUGAAUUUCUGGUCCUAAAAAUGAUCCAAUCUUUGAUGUCCAAUUCUACAUGAGAGAGGCUUUCCAUGGGUUACUGUAAAUCCUCCCAGAUCAAAGAUACUCCAGUUUUGAGUUCUACCUUCAUUUGCUACAUUUGUUUUUGAUGGUCCAACCACUCCUAGAACUCAUUUGCUUCUUGUUCUAGUAUGCUUAUCUGCAAUUCCACUUUUGUUUUCAUGUUGUUUUACAUCAUCUCUUAUCAUUGUUUUGUCUAAAGAUGACUGAUUUCAGUCCGUAGUUUCCAAAAACAUGUGAGCAUCACAUCAAGGCUCCACCAAAACCACGAGGAUAAAAACAAAGACGACCCCAAUUAAACUAUGCACAAUCAUUGUUUAUAGAUAUCGAGAAUAGUCCACUGCCAACUAAAUCACAAACAUUUUGAAUCUCUUAGACCGACUUUGGGACUUCUGUCCUGACAAACUAAAAUAAUAUUUUCUUCGUAUAUUUUUCUUUUGUUUGUUUGUUUGCCCACAUCUAAUUGUUCUAUGAUGAAUUUGAAGAUCGUUUAUGAUGAAUUAUGAGCUUAUUUUGCAUUUUAAUACUCUAUCCAUCCCAUAAAAAUAAGCUUGCUUUCCUUUUUUUGUUUGCCCCAAACUAUAUGCCACUUUUCUUGUUGAGACUAUAGGCGAUUUCUGAAUUUUCUAAUAUGCCUCUAUAUAAUGUUCCUUGUUAUCAACAAAUAUGAAUUACUUCUAUGUAAACCAUUAUUUAAUAUAGGGGUACAUUAGGAAAAAUGUGAGUAAAAUUUAUAUAUCCAACUAUAUUAAUUAUAUUUCUUUAAUCUAUGUGAAAAUAAAAAAACCUUAUCUUUAUGAGACGGAAAGUAAGUUUUUGACAUUUUUUGAUUUACAGCGAGGCUUGCACCUCAAAACGCCUUGAGGCUUAUGUUUUGCCUCAUGAAGAAAAAAAUGCCUCAGUAUCCGACUAUGCCUUUUAAAAGAUUUAACAAUAUAAAUCUGAUUUACUUGUUAAGAAAUGAAUUGUGAAAAUAAAAAGGCUGGAAUAAAAUCUACUAUGUAUGUAUAGGGGUCUGUGUACACUGUUCAUUUAAUAGUAGAGACUCACCAGCUACAGUUGCAACACAUCACUGCUGUUCUACUUACAAAGUCUUCUUGUUUUGUUUUUCAGUUUUUCGUUUACAUUUCCUUGCCUUCUAUUUCCAUUAAAAAAUUAUUCUGGAACUAUAUGUCCAGGUUUAAAAGUUUUCUAACUCAGGAUUCGGUCAGUGCUAGUUUUGUAGAUUAUGAGCACAGAGAACAUAUUUUUAUUUAAGUUUUGUGGUAAUUGUGGUAAAUAAUUUAAUGAAGUUACUAUAUGUGAAAUUUAAACAAAGAUAUUGGAUGAUUAAAGAUCACGAACUGAAAUUACAAAUUUUAAAAUUGUUACAUAAGAAAUCCUAAAUCUAUGUAACUUUAAAAUGUGAUAAGGCUACUAUCAAGAACUUUAUAUGUCAAUAAAUCAAUUGAAGGAAAAUAAUGUUAGAAUAACGUUGCCAGGCUAACAUAUUUUCAGUUUCAAAAUAAAAACUUUGAUUUAAUAAUUUUAGGAUAGUGGAAUUCUAAGCUAUAGUUUGGAGCUUUAACAACAAUUUACUUGUCUUUUUAUCUCUGUUUCUUCCUCAUCAUUCUUUGUAAUUCUCUUCUUCUGUUUUCUUCUGUUGUUCCACCUCUUCUCCAUUUUAUAAUCUGCUUGCAUAGCCUAGGCUAUCGCUAUUCUCAAUGACAACCUGACCCACCCUUAUUUCCAGUAUUUUUUGGCAUAUUGCUAGUAAGAAGUAUUCAACUUAAGACUUUGCUUUAGCCUUAAUUUCUGUGACGAUAUUUCUGUAAACAAAAUUGAUAAUUUGUGCUUGACCUCUUGCGCUCUUUUUGCAGAUGAUUGCCACGGUAUGUAUGUUCCUUGCCGGUAAAGUUGAAGAAACUCCUCGUCCUCUUAAAGAUAUCAUACUAGUGUCAUAUGAAAUUAUUCAUAAAAAGGAUCCUGCAGCUGUGCAAAAGAUCAAGCAAAAGGAGGUAUAUGAACAACAAAAAGAACUUAUUUUACUGGGAGAGAGGCUUGUUCUUGGAACUCUCGCUUUUGAUCUCAAUGUACUCCAUCCAUAUAAACCCCUUGUUGAGGCUAUAAAAAAAUUCAAAGUUGCUCAAAAUGCCCUAGCUCAAGUUGCAUGGAACUUUGUUAAUGAUGGGCUUCGGACUUCUCUAUGCUUACAGUUUAAGCCCCACCACAUUGCAGCAGGUGCUAUUUUUCUUGCUGCCAAGUUCCUCAAAGUAAAACUUCCUUCCGAUGGGGAGAAGGUUUGGUGGCAGGAGUUUGAUGUCACACCACGCCAAUUGGAGGAGGUCAGCAAUCAG